ACGUUCAGCUGGAGAGAAAACUGUGAUUUGGUUUGGCUAAGAUUAGCCUUCCAAACUUUUUAGAGUUGUAUAUACAGCCGCAGCUUUAUCGGAAAACUGUUGCCAAGAUAAAGCGAAGACGAAAGAAUAUUCAAAAUGAAUCUGUCUGAAGAGCAACAAGAUGACAUAUAUCCCAGCAGAGAAGAACAAGAGGAAGCCCUUCAUCCUUUGGUGGCUCUGGCACCCGAUGCUUCACAUACAGAAAGUCAGCCGUCUGUCAAUGCUGACAUCUCUACUUUUUCUGCUUUUGUGUAUUUAGAUGAGAUGUUGUCAGCAGGAAAAAUCAGCCAGACCACAGUUGUCAAACUGAAAGCAAGCUACAACCUACUCCAUCAGACCCUGAAGUGUGUCCAGGAGUCUGAGGUCCAUCUUUUAGGAGAAGCAAAAAGGUUCCGGGCUGAGCUGCAGAGACUUCAGAGCGAGAUGCAGAAUACAGAGGAGCAGAGUGUCUCUGAGGAGCCUGAAAGUGAGGUCAGCGAACUAAGGCGACAGCUCCUGCAGGCGUACAAUGAACUGCAAGCUGCUGAGGAGAGAGAAUACAAGACACAGCAUGAGCUGAAGUGUCUCUGGGAAGAGAAGCAGUAUCUGGAGAAAGAAAAUGAGAAUCAAGCUAAACCUCCUGAGCUGGAGAGACAGACAGAGGCAUUACACAAUAGAUAUGAGGAUCUGAGGAAAGAAGUGGCCCAGAGACAACUAGAUGUCAGAAGCCUGAUGGAAGAUGUGGAAGAACAUGAAACACAGAUAUUGAAAGAACAGAAAGAACUUGAAGAAAAGAAAGAGAUCAUAGAACUCAAAGAGGCUGAGAAAGCCCAACUCAUCAGCCUAGCCAACCAGCUUUCAGAGGAGAAUGAAAGGAAGUGCUCUAAGUGGGAAGCUACAAUGAGGAAGAUGGAAGCAGUAAAUAUGGAGAUUUCAGAGAUCCAGAAAGAAGUGAAGGUGGUGGAUGAGCGUAACCAGUCCGUUAGGAUGAUGAGGGAGGAAAUGGUGCAGGAGCUGGAGGGUGUGAAGACCCAAGUGGAGGCCUGUCAGAACGAUUGUAGACAGCUACUGAAAGAGCAAGAGUUCAGGAGGGAGGAGAAAGCUGAAUUCAUUGGAAACAGAGGCAUCUUGGAAAUGAAGUUGCAGAACAUCAUGAGUGACCAAAAGCACCUGUAUGAGAGCAGAUCUGUGCAGCUCAGAGAGAAAAACAGGCAGAUGCAGGCCCUGAAAAGGAUGGAACAGGCACUGACCAUGGCCACUGAGCAGCUGGCACACACGCAAUCUCUCUACAGCGAGCUGCAAGGACAGCUAGAUGCUGUUCCCAAAAGUGAGGCCAGUAUCCAGCAAAGGAUGGAGCUUCAGAAAGAGGUGGAUGCUCUCAAAGUCAGCUUCGAAAAACAGCUAUCAGUGGCUGAGGAGGAGAGCGAGAAGAAGCAGCAGUAUGGGAUGAUUCAGGAGCUGCUGAGGGAGUCAAACCGCCUCAGAGUAGAACUCCAUAACCUCAGAUGUCUAACACAGAUCAAAGCAGAGGAGAGGGGCCAGAAGCAUCGUGAACUGUUGAGGACUGAGCAACUGAAGCAGCACAUCCAGCAGGAGCUCAGAGAAAAAGGGCUGAUUGUCGUGGAGCACAGUAAGGUGGAUUCAACAUUACAGCACAGAAUAUCUCAAUAUUCUAAGCUAUGUGACAUGAUCGUAGAAGAGAAGAAUAAGUAUGUCAAACUAAAGGAGAUCUCCUCUCAGACGAUCACAGAGCUGAUGGAGGAGAUUAAAGUCCUAGAAAAUGAGAUGGAAAUCCAGCGCACAAUUGCCAUCAACAAAGACAGAUCUCUCACUAAGGCUCAUAUGAAGGUCUCUAAUGCUUCCAAAAUGAGAGUGAAACUGCGCAAUGACAUCUCCAAGGUUGCUUGGAAGCAAUGUCAGAUCAGUCAAGAGUUUGAAGAUAACAAACUGGAACUGAUGAGACUCUCGCAGGCAAUCAACCUGCAGGAGGAAUCACUCCUUGAAAUAAACAGGAAUCAUGAAACUGCCAUACAGCGCCGCAAUUUCCUGGGAAUCCAACUCUUAGAGCAUGAGGUGGUUUUGGUCAACUACUGUGAGAAGAUGAACAACCAGGAGGCAGCCAUUUCUAAGGGCAUCAUGGCUGUGGAGACCCUGGAGAAGGACAUGACAGAGUUACAGUUAGAAAUUAAUGAAGAGAAGAGACAGAUAAGCCUGAAGAAGAAGGAGGUGCUCCUCAAGCGAAAACUGGAGGAAGAGAUCACCAUGCUGCAGAUAGAGCUGUCAGAGGCCAGAGAGAAGACACUGGAAAGUCUGAAUCCAACAGUCGAUUACAGGGAACUAAAAGGCGAGGACCCCUCAAUGGUGGAGCUGGUCAAGAAAAUAAAGCAGCUUGAGGUGAAUCUAGCUGAACGAGAAAUGCAGUUGCAGGAAAAAGAACUCCUGGUGGACCAGGUGACCCGGCUGUCGAAGCCGCUCAGGGAGCAAGCUGAGAACUGCCAGCAGGACAGACUCUCGCUGGCAAAGAAGCUGAAUGAGGUCCAAACUAACAUCAUAAACACCAACCACCGUAUAAUGGCCAUUUCUGCAGAACUCUCCAUGAAGCAAGCUGCUGCUUUAUCUGAACAGCAACAGAUAAAAGAGAAAGAGCUCCAGAUGGACAGAUGCCAGCAGCGGUUGGACCAGGGCCUGUCGCCUUACCCUGAAAUUGAGGAGGAGUGGAGGAGGAUGCUUCGGGACAAGAAGAGGAGACAGAGGGAUAAAGAGGAGAAGAAGAGGCUUGCUGAGGAAAACAAGUGGAGGCAGCUGCCAAAUGGAAAGUACACCACAGCCGAGGCACGGCCCAAUGCUUACAUCCCCGAGAACGACCGGCUCCCUCUGCCCAAACCCUACGGAGCCAUGGCCCCCUUGAAACCACCACAACCAGGAGCCAACAUGAGGCACUUCCGCAAACCCAAACCCGAACCUUUAGAGAACUAGAAACAUCACACGUGUGAAGAUUAAAAUCAAUGCAAACUGAUGUGGUUCUGAGUUUAAAACCAUAAUCAUUGGUGCCAUUUAAUCUUAACUUGAGGAGUUGUUGAAACAAAAACAAGGAGAAUUUGAAACAUAUUUUUAGCCACACACACACACACUGAUCUAUCUACUCCUCACACGCCUCUAAUAGCUGCUCCCUCCUCCUCCUCCUCUCUGCCCCUUGUGUGCUCACACUUCAGCUCACUGCUGCAGCUUUGUCAUGUGAGAGUUACUCAUUAUUGCAUCUGGUUGUAAUUGUGUUUCCCUUUUUUGAAAUUUACCGGCAGCGUUUACUCUCUGCUUGGAGCUAAACUACGUACUGUAAGUGAUAGGGAAGACGAGGGAGAAAGGGGAAAUGUGAGUGUACUGUUACAUAACCUUCAUCAGCACGGUUUGUAUUAAUUUUGGACUGUUUUAAAUUUCUUUCUUGUAAAGAUAGAAUUCAUUUCUCAAGGAUGCUGGGAUACUCAAACACAUUCCUCAGCCUUGUUGUUUCACCCUUCACGGUUGUAAUCUUUGAAUAAAUUGCAACGGGUUUAUGCUGUAUGCGAGGGUGGGAGAGCCUGCUUAAUGCCUGAAAUGAUAAAUCUAGAGGAGUAAGCUCAGGCAAUGAAAGAGCAUAAAGGAUGACAGAGAGGAGAAAAUUUAAAUUAAGCGGAUGGCAGUCAGACAGGAGAGUCAAAGGGAAAAAGAGGAUGAAAGAGUGGCUGUAAAGUGGGUGUAGAGUUCAGAGUUGGUUAGUUUUGACCAAAACAAAGUCAAUUCCCUUUGAAACCCCUUAAAAAAUGUUUUGAGUAAAUUUAAUUUUAGUUUGUGUGUUUGAUGUUGUAUGAAUCAAUUUAAUUCAAAAAGUAAUGCAAAAUAAAAAUUGACAAAGCAAAAUCUGUUUAGAAAAAAAGUUUAAAUAAAUUGUUAAAAAUAUGUUGAAACAAGUAAAAUCCUGUGAAUUAAUGCUGUACAGCAGAACUAAUGUUGUCUAAGCUCAUCUGAUAGGGGUAUCAGACCAAACUAAACGACUGGUGCACAACGUGUUAAACGUAGCUGGUGUUGCUUGAAUCGACUUCUUAAGAGAUAAGGCAUUGAUGUGAUAUGUGUGUGUGUGUGUGAUCAUCCAUUGCAGGCUGACGCUGGGAGUUGUCAGAUUAACUUAGCCCCUGACUGUUAGCUGGCUACAUAACGCUGACUGCAUAACAGAGCGUGGGGGAGGCAAGCAGGUGAGGAAUGAGCGAUUUGUUCGCACUGAAAAGGAAGAGAAACCCAGGAGACAAACGUA
Molecule: messenger RNA, 4303 nt
Organism: Melanotaenia boesemani (Boeseman's rainbowfish)
Lineage: Eukaryota; Metazoa; Chordata; Actinopteri; Atheriniformes; Melanotaeniidae
Gene: ccdc146
Product: coiled-coil domain containing 146
Exons: 23
Coding region: 136-2994 (952 amino acids)
Cellular component (GO): cytoskeleton
Source: RefSeq, a predicted model, not a curated record